This is a messenger RNA of Penicillium canariense, 375 nucleotides long. RefSeq names its product DUF2015 domain-containing protein. NCBI's taxonomy places the organism in Eukaryota, Fungi, Ascomycota, Eurotiomycetes, Eurotiales, Aspergillaceae. The transcript is spliced from 2 exons. The coding region runs from base 1 to 375 and encodes 124 amino acids. The record is from RefSeq and is a predicted model, not a curated record.
AUGACCUACUUUCUCUUCUACUCUCUCUUCAUCUCUGUCAUCAUCUGCGGAACAGCGCUCUAUCUCACCCGGUCACGAUGGAUUCACCUGCUGCCGGUGCCUGACUACAUCUACCAUCGUCUUCCCUCCAGCUUCACGGGCGAUUUGGAGGCUGGCCUGAGUUCCUCCCAGUUUGACAUUACUGCCAACCUUGCAGAUGGCGACACACGAGCCGGCUUGGAUCUGAAAGCAAAGCGAGAGGUCCGAAACAUCAUGAAGAGCCGCAAGGUCGACUUCGAUGAGGCCCGCCGAAUCUAUACCGAGCAACGAUUCGCAAAGAAUAAUAUUGGCCCCGAUGGUCGGCCCCGAGACCCCAAAUUUGUCUCAUUCUCAUGA